AUGAAUGACAAUAAUAAAUUUUUAUAUAUAUGGAGAAAUAAAAUAAUAAAAAAUAAAAUAUUAUCUUUUUUAAGAGAUGAUAAAAAUUUUUAUAGUAGUUAUCGAUAUAAUAGAAUAUUUUCAUGUUCAUGGAUGAUAGAGAAUGGAUACUUUGAAUUAUUAAAAGAAAAAGUUGAAAAAGGUGAAUAUUUAGUAUUCAUUAAUAAAAAUAUAUUUGAUAAUGGAGUUUUACCAUUAGGUUUACCAAGAAGUUUAACAAAAAAGAAAUAUGAUAAUAAUAUUAAUAAUAAUAAUAAUAAUGAUAAUAAAAAUAAAAAUAAUAAAAAUAAUAAUAAUAAUAAUAAUAUUAAAAAUAAUCAAAUUAUUUUCGAUAGUAAUUCAAUUUUUUAUAAAGAAAAAGCAGCAAUUCAUUGGGAUUUAAAUUUUUAUAAUAAUUUAUUUAAAAAUUAUUCAAAUUAUUUUUUAAAUUUUAAUAAAUCAAUAACUGAAAGUACAUUAAUCGAAUAUGAUAAUCAACAAGCAUUACAGGUUUUAGUAGAGAAUUUUAAUCAUAUAUUAGGGAUUGAAUCGUUUUUUAAAUCAUUUGAAAUUGGAUCUUAUGAAUGUUCAUUUUAUAUUUUUAAUAAAUUCAAAAAUGAAAUUUUAAAAAGUAAAAAACAUCAAACAAGAAUUUGGAAUAUUAUAUUAAACUAUUCAAAUAUGAAGAAUGAGUUAAUUACAAGUGAGAUUUUAAAUCAAAGAAUUGAUUUCAUAAUUAAUAAAUGUCAAAUACCACCAACAACAACUACAACAGAUUUAGAAUCAUUCGUACCAUUUUUAUUUGAAAUUAAAAUAUUUAAACAAAAAUUAUCAACAAUUAUAGAUUGUGUUAAAUCAAUAAUUCAAUUAAAUGAAUUAUUCACACCAUUCAUUACAUCAAUAAAUGAUAAAUCUUAUAAAUUAAAAUUACCAAAAAAUCAAGAAAUCAUUUGUUCACCAGCACCACCACAAUCGAAAAUUGAUAAAGAAUUUAAAAUGUUAAAUAAAUUAAUUUCACAAUUAGGUAGUAGUGGUAAACAAGAUAAAGAUCAAGAUAAAGAUAAAAAUAAAAAUAAUAAAUUUAAAUUACCAAUUGAUAUUAAAGAAUUUGAAUCAUUAAUAUUUACAAAUUUCAAUAAUGAUAAUAAUAAUAAUAAUAAUAAUAAUAAUAAUAAUCAACAACAACAACAAUUAAAUACAAUAAUUUGUGAUUUUAAUCAAAAUAAUACAACUAAUGAACAAUUUCAAUUAAUAAAGAAAUUAUAUUUAUUAUUAUUACCAUUUACAAAUCAUUUUAAUUGUUUUAUUGAUAAUUGGAAUUUUUAUAAAAUUAAUUAUGAAAAUGAUUAUCAAGAUUAUCAAACUUUUAAAAAAAAUGAUAAUUUCAUUGUUAAAGGAACAAUUAGAUUUCAUUCAAAAAUGUUUGCACAUUAUAAUUUUAAUGAUUUGAAUAAUGAAUGUAUUGAUGAUAAUAAAUUAUUUGAAUAUUGUAAAAAUGAAAAACAAUUACAAAUUAAUUAUUUAAAUAAUUUAAAUAAUGAUUUAAAAAAUAAUCAAUCAAAUAAUAAUAAUAAUAAUUCAAUUUUAAAAUGUAUAUUAAUUAAUUUAAUUUGGUUGGAUGAUAUGGAAUUAAUUAAAAAUUUAAAUAUACCAGAUGAUAUUGAAUUUUCACAAAUUAAUAUAACAAUGUUUAUUUCAAAAGUAAAGUCAAUUGAAAUGUUUGAUUUUAUAAUUCAAAUUAUUAAAAAGUCAGAAUUAAAAUUAGAAUUAAAUAAAAGUCAACAACAACAAGUAUCAAAAAUAUCAAUAGUUUUACAAAGAUUAAUUUAUAGUUAUAAACCAAUUACCAUAUUAGAACAUUAUAAAAAUAAAUAUUCAAGUGAUUAUUAUUCAUCGGUUAGUUCAAUUGAUUUAAGAGAUAAAUGUUACAGUUUUGAAAUUUUUAAAUUUGUUUAUGAUAAUCUUUCAGAUUUUAAAGAUUUAGAAAAAGUUUGUACUUGGCAAAAUAAUAUUAAUUUUGCUCCAACUUUAAAUCAAAUUAAAUAUUUAGUUGAAAGGACACCACAAAAUGAAAAAUAUUCAUUACCAUUCAAUUGUAAUGUUUAUAAACCAUUUUUUGAAUAUGUUGUUGAAGAGAGAUUCCAAGAUAUUCAAAAUAAAACAUUUGUACCUGAAAAUGGUAAAACAAUGUUAUUUUGGUAUUUUAUAUUUAAUAAAGAAUUUAGAAAUAAUAAUAAUAAUAAUGAAAAACAUGAUGGUGAUAGUGGUGAUGAUGAAAUAAUUUUAAAAUAUAAAUUAAAUUUAAUGAAUUUCUUUGAUGAAAAAUUUGAAAGAGAUCCAAGCAUUAUUAGAGAAACAUUAUCAAAAGCAUGUAGUUUAAAUGAUUUACAUUUCAUUGAUUUAAUAAUGGAAAAAGCAAAAAGUAGUAAUUUAAAAUAUAGGUACUAUAAUAUUUAUUCAAAUUGUUUAAUGGAAGUAUUAUCAUCAAUUGGUGAUUUAGAAAUUUUAAAAUAUAUUCAUUCAAAAUAUCCAGACUUGGUUGAACAAAAUUUUAAAAGUAUUGGUCAAAAACAAGAUCAAGUUGGUUUUUUCUUUUGUUGUCCUUCAAUUAGAUUAUCAAUUUUAAAUGGUAAUAUAGAUAUUUUAUCAUUUAUUUUAAAUUUAUACCCUGAAAAAUUAUCAAUUACUUCAUCAAGAUUAUAUUUAUCUUUUAAUAAUUCUCAAUUACUUAAUCACUUUUUAAAUUUAAAACUUUUUGAAAUUGAUUAA
Molecule: messenger RNA, 2787 nt
Organism: Dictyostelium discoideum AX4
Lineage: Eukaryota; Evosea; Eumycetozoa; Dictyosteliales; Dictyosteliaceae
Exons: 1
Coding region: 1-2787 (928 amino acids)
Source: RefSeq, a predicted model, not a curated record